AUGGCCGCUGCCGAGCGUGGUCACCGCCUAGUGAAGGAGGCGAUGGACAUCGACAUCCAGUCCAAGCCCUCGCGACCUCACUGGUACGAGCGCUACGUCCAGCCCUGCGUGGCCGAGCUGCUGGGCAGCGGGCUCUUCAUCUUCAUCGGCUGCCUCUCCGUGAUCGAGGAUGCAGAGGGCACGGGGAGGCUGCAGCCCGCCCUGGCACACGGGCUGGCCCUGGGGCUCACCAUUGCCAUCCUGGGAGACAUCAGCGGAGGACACUUCAACCCCGCCGUGUCCUUGGGCGUGUGGCUGGUCGGCGGGCUGAACAUGACGAUGCUCAUUCCUUACUGGCUCUCCCAGCUCUGUGGAGGGACGAUAGGAGCCAGCCUGGCAAAGGCCGUGGCAGCGAGCGAGCGGUACGUGAAUGCCAGCGGAGGAGCCUUCAGCAGCAUCGCAGCUGAUGAGCAGAUCCCCUCCGUCCUCACGGGCGAGAUCGUCAUGACCACCUUCCUGGUCCUCGCGGUCUGCAUGGGCGCCGUCAACGGGAAGACCAAGAGCCCGCUGGCACCUUUCUGCAUCGGCUUGACGGUCACGGUCGACAUCCUGGCGGGAGGUGGCGUGUCCGGAGCCUGCAUGAAUCCUGCCAGAGCCUUUGGGCCAGCUCUGGUAGCGAACUACUGGGACUAUCACUGGGUUUACUGGGUAGGGCCCAUGGUCGCUGCCCUCUUUGUCGGCGUGCUGGUGAGGCUCCUGAUCGGUGACCGGACCAUCCGCCUGCUCCUGAAGUGAUGCCAGAUGCAGGGCUGCGUGCGUGCC
Messenger RNA from Haliaeetus leucocephalus (bald eagle), 801 nucleotides. RefSeq names its product aquaporin 8 (gene AQP8). Gene Ontology annotation, biological process: transmembrane transport; water transport. Lineage: Eukaryota; Metazoa; Chordata; Aves; Accipitriformes; Accipitridae. Gene Ontology annotation, cellular component: plasma membrane. The transcript is spliced from 5 exons. The record is from RefSeq and is a predicted model, not a curated record. The coding region runs from base 1 to 774 and encodes 257 amino acids. Gene Ontology annotation, molecular function: water channel activity.